Molecule: messenger RNA, 4403 nt
Organism: Mugil cephalus (flathead mullet)
Lineage: Eukaryota; Metazoa; Chordata; Actinopteri; Mugiliformes; Mugilidae
Gene: tprn
Product: taperin
Exons: 4
Coding region: 321-2855 (844 amino acids)
Molecular function (GO): phosphatase binding
Source: RefSeq, a predicted model, not a curated record
CAAUCACAGAGAGGGCGUGUCUAGAAAGAGUAAUGACCAAUCAAGAAGCAGAUGGGACUGCCGAAGCCUCUCGUGCCGCUGCGGAGGGGUUGGGCCGCGUUCAGGGACUAUGGGGAGAAAGGGAGGCAGAUAGUGUGUGAAAGCAGAAGGAGACGUGAGAGAAAAAGGGAGACGGUAGGGAUGUGCGUGAGUGUGCGGUGAUCGGUGCUGCAGGUACAGUCAGAGCCGGAUACAGCUUUUACAGCCGCACCGGACCGCGGUGAAGACCGCCCUCUGUGCCUGCCUUUCUCCUCUUCGUUUAUUCUAAGCAACCCUCCGCAAUGUCUGGCGGAGGAGAGGUACGCGUCCUCUGCCAAGAGGCCGGGCAAGAGAGCCCGAGGAUGCCGGCCUGGAAGCGAGAAAUCCUGGAAAGGAGGAAGGCGAAGGGCGGCGGGUCUGGGGGAAGCGGUACCCCGGAGCCCGGCCCCGUCGGUGCGGGCCUGCAGCGAGUAAAUGGCGAGGUGACGGGAAAUGUGAACGGCAGCACCGGCGGCGGUCCCAAAAGAGACGGCGGAGCGAGCGCAGGGUCCGCGCGGAACUACACCAUCACCACAGCCAGCCAACACUUCGCUAACAACAAAGAGACGCGACCGACGACCACCGAGAGGACGGCGCCGAGGGGGGACGAGAGACACGAGAGCUUGGUGCUGCAGGAAAGCCUGGGGCCGCUGGAGCAGAACCCGUUCAUAAAGCUGGAGAAGGAGCGGAGGAGGCGGCAGGACCGAGAGACCGCUCGGCCGGUCCAGCACAUCCUGGAGCUGUACGGCAGCGUCCCUGGUAUACGGACUAUCCGCGCAGACAACAUCAUUAUAAUUGAGUCGGAUCCUGACUAUUUCCCGGAAGCUGGAGGUAAAGCAGGCUCCAAAUUUCAGCAAAACGGCGUUAGUAGUUAUAGCUCUUUGAACGACCUUCUGGACCGGAGAGGGAGCGCUGUUACGGAGAUAAGAGCCAAGGAAGUGGUCAUUUAUGACACCACGUUAAGCAAGAGUGAGGAGAACUUGAGCACCCUGGGCCGCCCGGAUCACGAGACCCCUUAUAAUCUAUCUGAUGGUCAAGGUAGGGUUAGUCGAAUCCUGCAGAAGUUUGACAGCAACUAUGGUAAGCUGCAGAAGAAGUCCCACAGCACGGAGAACCUGCUGGACCUGGAUUGUAGUGCCAGCAGCAGACCAAGACCCUGGCCCAAGCCACAGCCAGAUCUGGUGCCAAAGCCCUGGUUGAGCCCAUUGGUCAGCAGCCCAAUCAGCAGCCAGCCAUCGUCACCGAUCUUCCAGAGCCCCCGGUCUUCCAAACCAAAGCCACAGCCCGCCGUCUCUGAUUUGGGCAGCCCCCAGCGUGCUACGGGAUCCCCACAGUUUGUGUUUUCCUACCGUCAGCGGUUUGAAGAAAGCGGGGCUCACGCCGCACCUCUGAGCCCCCGAGAUGAACCGGACAGGGGGGCGAUCAAGCCUGUCAGAGACUGGGAGAGCGCUGAGGUGUCCCCCAAAGCCAAGGUGCCAUGCUCUCCAGAGCCCCGCCGUGUCCGUGCGGAGUCCCCAUCGAGGCCCACCUCGUCCAAGGUGUCGCGUUCCUCGGGUGACUUUGAGAUCCGUCCUGCCCCGAAACCAGACCUUGCCCAAAUUCCCGACGGGGACACCCAGGCACGGGCACUUGCAAAUCUACGUCUGCAGUCUCGAAAUUCCUUCACUGUCAUACCCAAGCGCCGUCCUGCCGCCUCAUCUGCUACAAGCAGCCCGGUACCAUCUAGCCCAGUCAAGUCUUCCCCAGCUCACAGGGUGGCAGAGGUGCCCACACCCGGAGUGCCAACCUACCACGCCCAUACUGUCACCCCGACAUCCCCAAAGAGGAAAGAAGAGAAGACAAAGGUGGAAAGGGACGUGGAGAGAGCAGCGAGGACAUCCAAGCCUGAACCAUCUCCUACUGUUGCCACAAGUCCGCCUCUUGCGACCGUUGAACCUUUGUCUCCAUCCCCUGCUGUCACCCCAGCUCCUUCCUCUCCACCUGCCUGGGCUUCACCCCCCUCUUCUCCAGCCAUCCCGCCUUCAUCUCCCGUCCGAGCAGUCUCCCCCGCCCCGUCCACCCCCUCCCCGUCUCCAGGGAAACCUCCUGCGGACCAGCUGCCGAUCACGAACAUCGACGACAUCGAGGUGGAAGCCCCGCAGCGCGUCCCUGCUCCCAGCCCCGCGGUGCUGAGGAAGAAGGGGAACACCUUCACUGUGGUGCCUAAAUCCCGGACGGAGCCGGCCGCCCAGCCGACUUCACCCGAGCCGCAGCAAGAAGCCCCGAACGAGGCCCCGCCAGGGUCCACGCCCCCACAGGCCCCGUACGCCCAGCUGGGCUCCCUGCUGAAGAAGCGCUACCCUGCUGUGGAGGAGAUCGAGGUCAUCGGGGGCUACCUAUCUCUGGAGAAGUCCUGCCUCACCAAGACGGGCUCCACGGGCAAGAAGCUCAAGAUCUCCUUCAACGAGUCCAGCCUCCACAGUACGUUCGAGUAUCCGUCGGAGAGCAGCGUGUGGGACAGCAUGGACGAGGACGAGGACGAGAAGGUCGGGGACGAGCAGCCGAGCAUGGUGGGACGCAUCCACAUCCCUCGAGUCGCUUUGGCCGGCUCGCCCUCCCACGCCAACAACAGCAACGACCUCUCCAGCUACAUUCCCAAGCACUCCGUAGACUUCAACGCGUGGCAGGAACACAAGCACGAUGACGUCGCCUACCAGGAAGACCCCUCCUCCCAGCAGAUGACGGAGGACGUCAUGCUCACACCAGCAGACAGCUCGUCCCUGUCCGACUACAGCAGCGAGCCGGCGCUUUACUUCUGAUCAGCCCCCGCUCAUCAGCUGUACAGUAGCAUCGCACCCGUGGGACCAGACAGCAGCUGGAGCCCAGAGGGAGCCCGGACUGCCUCCACCUCCACCUCCACACUCCAGCCGACUAUAAGCACAUCGAACAGGAAACUGUGGCUUUUUUUUUUUUCUUUCUUUCUUUCUUUUUGUAUGUUUUGAGCGAUUUCCCUGCCACGGUACCACCAAAACGCCACGUUGUCAUCUGCGCACGAGAGCAGACGAGCUUCUCCGCCAGGUGGCUGGUGAUCCUUUCCCAAAUCCCCAAAAGCAGCUGGACUGUCUUUUCCCGCCCGAUCCUGGACAGUUGAUCUGUCAGUUCCCCUCCUCACCCUCCUCACCCUCCUCACCAAGAGAUCUGACAGAACGUCCCUCCUCACACCCUGUAGUAGAUGUUUGACGUCCUGUCCCGCUUCCUCCUUUUUUUUGUAUUUUUUUUUCCUUUUGGGGAAAGGAGGCCGCCAGUGUCCGUGUGCAGAUAUCGCCAUGGUGACGGAGUUCAGUGUUAGCAUGGAAACAUGUCUUUAGGACUUCCUCCAGAGACGUUAAGACCUGGAUUGCAGGUCUGCUCGCAUACAGUAGAUCAAAUGCAGAUCUGAACACACGCAAAAAGGAAAAAAAUGGUAAAAGGGUGCCACAAUUGUAGUUUUCUUUUUUUUUUUUAGGUUUUGUACCUGCAUGUUUUUUUUUUUUUUUUUUGUUCCAGCCAACAGCUUGGUUGGUCCUCUUUCACUGUAAAGCUUCUUGUAUGCCUUUUUAGUUUUUAUAUGUUUUCCGGCAAACUAUGCUGUGAGCUGCUGGACGUCCAAUGGCAACGCGCUCCUUCUCCUUCCUCGCGGCGGAGGAGGAGACAUAUGCACCCCGAAGGAGGACUUCUGUCGAUCAGUAGCAACUUUUCUUAUAUCACAUGCUUGAAAAAGUGACCUUGGCCAAUGAUGUCUGUACGUCCACAACGCUGGUGACAAACGAAAUCAUCACACUGUAGAAUGUUUCUGUGUAUCUUACUCUUAUCAACGUACCCCGUCACUUUCCUCCGGCUUCGUGUGUAUUUAUUCCAGCGUAACGUUUGCAUGUCUGAAACCUGCUCAUGUACAAAACCUUUUUUUUUUUUUCCUUCUUUCAUUUGUAUAGACAUUUGCUGGUGUGGAAGGAACCGGAGGGUUGUUUUUAUGCUUUUCCAAUCGGACCUCAUGUACUUUUGACAUUCCACAUAUAGAGAGAGAAAGAGAGAGAGAAGCCGGUUCAUUGAAGGCGACAAGCGAUUCCGAUCGUUCGUAAAAAGGCACGAUUGUGAGAAUGAAUGCAAGAUUGUGUGUGAAAGUUUUUUUAAUUAAUAUUGUUUUUAAUAUGCAAGAUUUUUUUCUUUUUUUCUUUCUUUUUUUUUUUUUUUUAUAUACGCGUAAUGCCAACUGAUUAAAGUGUCGCUGUAAUGGCCUCACAUUCAUUCUUUACGUCCAGGAUCGACCCUUCGGCCAGUAUUGUUGUACAGUUUUCCUCCAUAUUUUAAGAAUUACUCUCAUUGCUGAC